Molecule: messenger RNA, 5601 nt
Organism: Cinara cedri
Lineage: Eukaryota; Metazoa; Arthropoda; Insecta; Hemiptera; Aphididae
Source: the annotation of a GenBank genome assembly
AUGUCACAUGAAAUCGAUUUAAGUACUAUUGAACUCGAAUAUCUCAAACACCUAACUAAAGAGGUAAUAUUUUAUAUAAUAAUUGAUGAAUAUAUUUUUAUUUAUCCUCUAUUAUAAGCAUUUAUUUUAAAUUUUAAUGUAUUAUAUGUGUAUAUUUGUUACAGGAACUCAUUAAUACAAUUUUAGAACUGAAAAAUCAGAAUCUUAAUUUAAAGAAGCUCAAAAAUCAAAUUGAAAAACCUAAAAGAAGUUUUGAUUUUACAAAGUAUGUACUUAGUAUCUACUAAACAACCACAUUUUUAAGAUUUUUAAAUAAACAUUGUAAAAUAUUAUUAGAUAAUUAAAUAUAUAUAGUAUACUUUUAGAAAAUAUUUAGUUAUUGUUAUUUCUACAUUGUUCAAAGAAUUUAUACCAAUCAUUUUACAUUUAAAAUUAUUUUUUUUCUUAAUGGUUUUACUCUACUAAUAUGGUUAAUUAAUAAGUCCGUUUUACAAAAUUCAUUAAAUUAAUAUUUAUUUUUAUGAUAUUACUUAAAAUAAAAAUGUCUUUGGAAGGGGAUCAAAAUACUACCAUGAUUACCUGUUGUUAGAGACAACAAACGGGGUUGUGUCAGGUUGACGUCUGGUGUAAAAUUUUGUUAAAACAGUAUUUGGAGCUAUAAACAAAAUUUGGGCAAAUUUUCUGAUAUCUGAUUUGUACUGGGACAACUGGUGAGAUGAUCUAGAAAAAAUUAUCAAUAGGCCUAUGGGAUGGAAAGUAGCACUUUCUAAAGUAGUAAAAAAAAUAUAUAGAUUAUAGAGUAUACAUUUUGAAGAACAGGGACAAGAUAAAUAUUGGCAACAAGCGAUGAAGUAAUAGGUGAGAUUGAAAUCUUUAAGUACCUAGAUUUUUUUAGUCUGGUGGCUUUGGCGAGGAUAUGAAACAGAGGAUUAAGUGUGGUUGGAUAAAGUGGAGAGAAGCGUUUGAUGAUUUAUAUGACAGGAGGGUGGGUUCAAUGAAAGUUAAAGAUAAGUUCUAUAAGAUUGUGGUAAGUCCAGCUAUGUUGUAUGGGUUGGAGUGUUAAGCUAUAGACAGAACAAUAGAACAGAGAAUGAAUGUAGUAGAGAUGAGAAUGCUUAUGUGGUUAAGUGGAGUGAUGAGAGAGUAUAGGAUAAGGAAUAUUUACAUAAGAGGUAACUCAGGUGUAGCUCAGAUAAUGGACAAAAUGAGAUAAAUCAGAAAAUAGACUAAGAUGAUUUGGGCAUGUCACAAGGAGAGACAAAUCCGAAGCAGUAAGAAUUAUAAUGGAAAUAAAUGUAGGAUGAAAGAAUAGGAGAGGAAAACCAAAAAAGAGGUGGUUGAAUGUGAAUGAGAAAGAUUUAAGGAUGGUAGAUUUGUGCGACGAUAAUGCAGUAGAUCAGGUAAAAUGGAGAUUUCAGACAAGGGUGCCUGACCCCAAAUAGUUGGGAUGGAGACAAAGAUCUACUAUAAAAAUGUAUAUCUAUUUAAAACAAUAUAUGUAUCAUUUAUCUAUUAAUUUGUUUUGAAUUCUAUGAUAUAAUUGCAUAAUGCAUACAUUUUAAGAUUCAGAAAACUAUUAACUAGGUGUUUAAUUUAAAAAUUAUUUUAACAGGAAGUAGGUAAAUGUGUGUUUUUAAAAUUAUUUUACCUGAUUAGGUAAUUAAAAUACAUUUUGAAACUAAUAUAUAUAUAUAAUUUUUUAAUUUUUUAUAGGUAUCGAAAGAGGCAUGUAGCCUUUAAAUUAUUAUACCUUGGAUGGGAUUAUCAAGGAUUUGCAACACAAGAUUGCACUAACAAAACUAUUGAAUAUGAAUUAUUUAAUGCACUAACCACAUGUUGUUUAAUUGAAAGUCGACAAACAUCAAAUUAUCAUCGCUGUGGACGAACUGAUAAGGGUGUUAGUUCUUUUAGCCAGGUAAAAAUAUAAUGCAAUAAUAUGUAUUUUUUAUUUUAUUUGUCUACUAGGAAAACAAUUGCAUUCAAAUUAUGGCUAUAACCGUCAGCCAGAAGCUUACAAUUGUCAUAAAUAAUCUUGUUUUAAAACCACUCAUAAAAAUUGUUUUUAUUUAUUUUGCAGGUAAUUUCUUUGACUGUACGAAGUAAUGGCAAUGAUACCAAAGAAUUGCCCUACUGUAAAAUGCUCAAUAGAUUAUUACCAAAGGAUAUAAGGAUAAUAGCCUGGAGUCCAGUAAAUGAAGAUUUCAGUGCACGGUUUAAUUGUGGGUCUAGAACAUAUAAGUAUUGGUUUCCUCGUGGUAACCUUGAUAUUGAUGUAAGUAUACUAUGUAUACCUUUUGUAUGUUGCAACAAGUAAUAUAACUAUUUUAUUUGUAGUUAAUGAAUGAAGCAUUACAGCAAGUAGUUGGAACUCAUGAUUUUCGUAAUUUUUGUAAGAUGGAUGUUGGAAAUGGUGUCGUACAAUAUUUUAGAAGGAUUAUAAGUGCUAAUGUUAAAAUAUGCUUUGAAAAUAAUCAAUUCUUGAUCAAUAGAGCUUAUGACAUGUGUGAACUUACUAUUGUGGGCAAAGCAUUUCUUUGGCAUCAAAUUCGGUGUAUAGUUUCAAUACUUAUAUUAGUUGGAGAACAUAAAGAAAAUAUAAAUAUUUUUAGAGAAUUAUUGAACGUUGAAGAUUGUCCUAGGUACCAUAUCAAGUGUUUAAUGAUUAAAUUCAUAUAAUCAGUAUUUGUAUUUUAGAAAACCUCAAUAUUCAUUAUCCAGUUAUUUACCACUGAAUUUAUUUGAUUGCCAAUUUGAAAAUGUUAACUGGAUUAUUGAAAAUGAAUCUUUAUCAGAAGUUGUUUCGAGUCUUCAGUGUUCAUGGGCUACACAUUCAAUAAAGUAUUUUUUUUUUAUCAUAUUGAAAAUUUAUUCCUUAAACUUUUAAAUUAAUUUUGAAUUAAUAUUCAAUUUUCAAAGAGCAACUUAUAACUUUAAAUACAUUUUUCAAGACAGAAUAGUUUUCUACAAAUAUUUAUAAACUAAAGGGCAAUCCAACAGUUUAUGAUUUAUUAACAUUUAAAGUUUAGAUAAGAGAUUUAGAGUGACAAUGAAUUCUAAAUAUUAAUAAGUUAUAAACUGUUGAUUCAAUCUUUAUAAAUUAACAUGUUCAACAAAUUAUUCUAUAUUGGACAGUUACGAAAUACUUGUGCCACAUGAAAGGUAUACAAUAAUUUAUAAAAUGUAUGUCCAAAUGAGAAAUAUAUCAAAUACUUAUAGGUUUGAUUUUUUAAAAAAAAAGGCUUUUCUUCUAUUCAUUAUCUCUGUUCAAGGUUUACUGCACAAAUAUAUCUGUAUGUAAUAUAAGGAAUGAUAUUGAGGGCAAAUUUAUAUCAAUCAUCUACUUCCAUAAACAAAUUCCUAGAAAAAAAAAUGUCCAUAAAAAACCCUCAGGAAAAAAUCCCCAAAGCAACUAUACUGUUAAAAAUAUGUUUAAAAAAAAAAUUAAAUAUAGUAUAACCAGUCAAUGGUUAGAUUAUUACUAACUGUAAUACCUAUAUAAUAAUAAUGACAGAUACCAAAUAUCUAUGUUUAAAUCAUUUUUAUUUUAUAUGUUUUAAAUUAUUUUUUCAAUUCCACAAUCUAUCGUUCUAAAUAAUUGAUUUUAGAAUAUAUAUAUAGCCAAUGACGCCAUGGCAAAGGGAUAUUUGGUAACUAAAAUUUUAGUUAUGUGGGCUUCCCUUGAGAGAGUUGCAGUUAUAUUCAACAAAUUAUUUUUCUGGAAAAUUAGUUGUUUCGUUUGUAAUCUAUAGACUAAAAUACUACUGGGCCAAUAGUCUGCGUUGUUAGGACAACGUUUAAAGCUAUCGUACUAACAUCCCCCCAAAACUAGAUUAUUUUACUUUACAUUAUUUAAAGCCAUAUUGUUUUUAUAUAAUUCGUAUUCAUUGAACAUUGAACUGAUGGAUACAAUUUUAUCGGAAGUAUUGUCUUCUUCAGGUUGGUUAAUUUUGAUAUAAUUCAAUCCACUAAUUACAUCAAACUCAAUUAAUUGUGUGACCAUUAUGAUCGGAUAUACAAAUUUUAGUACAAUAAAGAUAAAAUUUUGAAACAACGAUUACUUGUCAUAAUUAAUAAAAUAUAGUGAAAUAUAUAUAACUAAAAAUAAUUGUCAUAACAAAAGAAUGAGAAAAUUAGUAUUAUCGGUUUUUAUAAAUAUAACACUUAUUAUAGAUAAAAUAUUUUCCAACAUAACUAAAAAUAACUAUCAUAACAUAAAUAUAGUCAUUAUGCAUUUAUAUAUAAUAAUUGAUACAAAUUAGUACAUACAAUAUAAGAGUUUUGCCGGGAUCUUUAAUCCCUUCACUGCCCUUACAUAAUAUCCAGUUUGUCAUUGUAACCGGUGUCAUUACUAACAGUUUGUAAUGUAUAUAAUAUAAUAUAAGUAAUUCUUAAAAUAAGACAUAUUUUCACAAAAUAUUAUGCAUAUAUUUUAUAUUUUAUCUUACAAUUUUAUUGAGUUUUAUAAUGAUUCAUGCUUUAAACCAAUUGUCAUUUAACAAUAAUUUUUGCUUCAUUUAGUAAUAAAAAGCACAGGCUUAAAUCAACAGAUUAUAUUUAUAUCUGUGUAAACAUCUUCUGUAUCUUGAAUUUACCACAAGAACAAUGACCUUAAUUUACUGUUUAAUUAUUUAUUUUAAAAUUUAAAAUAAUCAUAAUUUAAUAUUUUAAAUGUUAUGCAAUUCCAUUUUUAUUAUUUUCUGGAAAAUAUUUUCUCCUAAAUGUUAUUAUAAUUAUAAUUGUGCACCUAUAUUAUAAAGUUAGUGGAUGGAACUUUUUAUACUUUUUUUCUUAACAAAAACAAUUUAUGUAAAUCAGUUGUAGAUACAUAGUUAGGAUAUUUCUUUAGACUGUAGUCUUUUGAUUCUUAACAUGAUAACUUUUAGGGUAUAAUGAUUUGUUUAUAAUAUAAAUAAUAAAACAAGAUAAAGUGUAUUAUUAAAAAAAUGAUGUUUAUUCAAAUAAUUUACAGAGCUACAAUGUUGGGAGAAAUGUUAAAAAAUACAGAAACGUUAGCUGUAAACAAAAUUAACAAUCAAAGCAACUGGCUAAUAGAAGGUGUUACAUCUAAAAUUUAUCAACCACUUCUAAAGAGACCUGCUAGUGGUAAUACAAAAUAUAUAUAUAUAUAUAUGUGUACUUAAUAUAAUUUAUUUAAAAACAGUACUAUGAAAUAAUUUUCUUACAACUUUGCACUUAACAUUAUCAGUCAACUUUUAGUAUGUACUCAGCCAAUGUCUGUACAGGAACUAUUUAAUUUUAAAUAUAAUUAUUAUAAAAAAACAAAAUUAUUAUACUUUUAUAUUUAGAAACAGUUUUUAUUUUUUAUUGAGCUUUAAAUUACCCAAAUGUAUGUGUAAAUAUUAUUAAAAUAUAAACAUCAAUGUUUAAUUGGUUAAUAAUGAUAUGUUUAGUGUAAAGGAUUGAAAAUUUAUAUUUUAUAAAUGUUCUCUAAUUAUCAUAGAUAUUACAAUAUGUUUAUUUCAUUGAAUGGGCAUUCUUAUAAAGUAUUUUUGAUUAUAUAUUUUUUAUUUUUCAGCAAGUCUAGAGAAUCGUAUUGAACACUACAAAAAGAAAGGAAAGCUCAAAUUAGAAAGCAAAUAA